CCUGGGGCGCCUGGAUCCGUACCUGUUCUAUUUCUGGUGCUCUCUCCACCUCGACAAAAAGAAGGAAAAAAAAAAAUCAUCAGGGUUUUUGUUGCAAAACCCUAAACGCCAUUGGAGCUCACUUAGAGCUCCGUUCGUCCAAGGGUAUCCAGAGCCCAGGUUUCCUCCUGGCCCAAGACGGCUGCUGAGCGCAUCUCGAGAAAGCUAAGUUCUUUCCUCUUCUCUUUUUUCUGGUAGCUAGGGUUUGUCCUGCAAGUAAACGUUUGGGUUCUAUUCCUUUCGGGGGCGUUUGUUUCGGACGUAGGAAGUUGGAGCCCUGGGAAGAUCUGUUAGGUUUUUAUGGGUCUUGGAAGCGGGUAGUUUGGAAGAGGGAAAAGUUAGGGUUUUGGUUGAAAUUGAGCAUCACCUGCGGGCUAGAUUUUUGAACUUUUCCCUGAUUCAUCAGGCAAGUUACAAAUUUUUUCUCAGGCCUCGCAGGAUUGGAAAGAAAGAGGGGGGUAAAGAAGGAUCUUUAUAGAGAGAACUGCAAAUCAAAUUUCUUGGUUCCUAUAAAAGUUCCUUUCUUCUUUUCUAAGGUUUUGUUAGUGCCUACAAAUUUUUUGUUUAUUUGGUCUGAGCUGUUGAAGAGUUGAGCAAUCAAGAUGGGCGAGCCAAAAGAUCACAACGUUCUGGAGCAAGGAAUGCCGGGAAUUCCUUGUUGCGGGCAGAUAGGUGCGGAUGUUGAAGACGAGGUUCUGCAAUCUCUGUUGCAAAACCAUGUUGACGAGCAGAACUCUCAGUUUCCAACAGAGGUUGAUUUCCAUAACGACUCUGGAUUUGUACGGAAUCCCCUGGAACGUGGUUCAGCUGAGCAGAAUAUCAAAGAGACCGUCAUACCAUCAGAGUUGCAACCUGGUCCUGAGUUUUCUGUUUCUACGAAUCAGACUGAGAAUGGUUCUGGAAAACCUGGUAAUGAAGUUCCUGUUUCUAUGAAUCAGACAGAGAAUUAUUCUGAAAAAGUCGGUGAGGAAGUUCCUGCUUGUAUUAAUCAGGCAGAGAAUGUUUCUAAAAAGGCUGGUAAUCAAGUUCCUGCUUUUAUGAAUCAGACACAGAAUAAUUCUGAAAGAGACGAUGAUCGUGCUUCUGCUUUUUUGAAUCCGACAGGGAAUGAUUCUGAAAAACCUGGCGCUCAAGUUCCUGCUUUUGUGAAUCAGACAGAGAAUGAUUCUGAAAAAACAGGUGACCAAGUUCCUGCUUUUAUGAAUCAGACACACAGUGAUUCUGAACAAAAUGGUGCUCUUGAUGUCAAGACUAAGAUGGAGAGUGAGACGAUGAACACACAUAUAGAGAAUGGCAGCAACUCAUUGGAGUCAGAUGUGAAGGCAGUUCAUUUGGAAGAUAAUCGCAUUAUUGGGACACCCUUGAAACAAGAAAAGGCUGAGGGAGAACAACCAGCUCCCAUCGAGGGUCCUAAGCAGUCUUUUACAUUUGACCACUACAUAGAUGGUGAUGAUUCUGGAACUGAGGAGGAACAAGCUGCUUUCAUAAAGGAGCUGGAGAAUUUCUUUAGGGAGAGGGGCAUGGAGUUCAAGCCACCAAAGUUUUAUGGGGAAGGACUAAAUUGCCUCAAGUUGUGGAGAGCAGUAACUAAAUUGGGUGGUUAUGACAGGGUGACAUCUUGCAAAUUAUGGCGUCAAGUGGGAGAGUCGUUCAAACCUCCAAAGACAUGUACAACUGUCUCUUGGUCAUUUCGAGGUUUUUAUGAGAAGGCUCUACUUGAAUAUGAGAAACAUAAAAUUCGUACCGGCGAGCUCCAAAUACCUCUAUCUGAUCUUCCUGAGGCUAUGCUUAUUGAGAAUCAGGGGGGUGGGAAUCAGGCAUCAGGAUCAGGUCGAGCCAGAAGGGAUGCUGCAGCUCGUGCUAUGCAGGGCUGGCACUCUCAGCGACUGCUUGGUAACGGUGAUGUUGGGGACCCAAUAAUUAAGGGUGGACCCAAGAGGAAAAGACCAUCUAACCUGGAGCCUGCAGUCAAAGUUGCACGGAUGAAAGAUAUUCAGCUACAAGGGGAUACAGCAGUUGUCGAUGUUGGGGCUCCUGCUGAUUGGGUGAAAAUAAAUGUGCGGCAAACUAAAGAUUGCUUUGAAGUCUACGCUUUGGUUCCUGGGCUUCUCCGUGAAGAGGUACAAGUUCAAUCAGAUCCUGCUGGCCGUUUAAUCAUAUCUGGAGAACCAGAGCAGCCUGAUAAUCCUUGGGGUGUCACCCCCUUUAAAAAGACUUCAGCAGUGGUCACCCUUCAUGGCCAGCUGUUUGUACGGGCACCCUUUGAUCAGUCAGAUCUAUAGCACUCCUGGUCAUUAUCUACUCGUAUAUAAUAAAGGAAUGGAAGGACACACAUGUGGAUGUUCUGCAGGUUUUUAAACUUGUCGUGUUGCUGAGAUGAUACUUGUAGUAUAGAAGUUCAUGCACUAAUUUGAACAUGCUAAUCUUGUUUGAUCCAAACUGCAAGGUGGUGUCUCGCUCACGAACCUUAUCGCUGAAACUUGCUAAUGCAACGAAGGGAGAAGAUAGUAUAUUUACCAGCCCUUGACCUAAAGGUGCUUCCAUGUAGUCAUAUACUGUAAAAUAUAGUCAGAAUCUAGUCACGAUCCUAUCGGCUGAUGGUUCAAGUGCAACAGUUCCUUCAUAAUCUGACUUUCUUUGUUCUGGACCA
This is a messenger RNA of Elaeis guineensis (African oil palm), 2689 nucleotides long. Lineage: Eukaryota; Viridiplantae; Streptophyta; Magnoliopsida; Arecales; Arecaceae. The record is from RefSeq and is a predicted model, not a curated record.